Puntigrus tetrazona (Sumatra barb) is the source of this 1665-nucleotide messenger RNA. RefSeq lists its product as uncharacterized. Lineage: Eukaryota; Metazoa; Chordata; Actinopteri; Cypriniformes; Cyprinidae. The transcript has 6 exons. Bases 253 to 810 code for a protein of 185 amino acids. The record is from RefSeq and is a predicted model, not a curated record.
AGAUGACACUUCCUGUUUGCAGAUAAGAAGCAGUUAUUAGGCUGCCCUUAAUCACUGAUGGCUGUGUUUAACCGCUGUAAGGUGCUCAGAAUGAGCAAUCUGAAGAUGUUAGCUGCCAGUAGCCAAUGACUUCCACAGACUGUGAAAAUACACUGUGAAAGUCAAUGUGGUCCAUCAACUGUUUACCAAAGGAAUAAUUUUCAUUUUUGAGUGAAAUCCACAUUUAAUAUUAUAGAAUUGCUGUUGUUCGCAAUGGCAGCAUUGCACUGUGGGAUAACAGAAGGCCUAGACCUUAUUACGGAUAACUGCAACGAUAUCAUCAGACUUCCUUGUACAGCUACCAACCGAACAAAAACGUACCGUUACAUCAUGUGGUAUAAAGCAGAUACUGUUCCUAUUAUCAAGAGGAAAAACAAUGAAUAUACGUACUAUAACGUGAGCAGUGUUUCUCUGCAUGAUGAUGAUACCCUGGUGUUAAAAAAUGCGCAACCUUCAGACUCUGGACAAUAUAAAUGCUACCUGGCAGCAGAGGUUGGAGGUCGAAAUGAUGAGUCUUUAGUUGGAUUGAAUAUCUCAGAAUGUUUGAGCACAGUUUAUCCCAUCACCACCACGAUCCCCGGUGAGUUCUGUCCUGCUGUAGAAGAAUUAACUGUUCCCUGGGCUGUGAUUGGCCUUUCUCUUAUUAGUGUCACCAAAGUCAUUCUUUGCAUUGCAGCCGUAGGGGUGUGUGAUCGAGUCGUAUUCAGAACAGUAAGAAGAAAACAGGAUGUGAGGGGAAGCAAGACUGGGAGGUCAAGCUGGAAAGACUGAGAUUCGCGAAAAGCUGAUGGGGUCGUUUUGGUUUUACGCUUCCAUUAGCUAAAAGUUAAAACAGUCCAAGCCUGUAAACGUUUACGAGGCUGUUCGCACCAUUAGCUUGCGUAGAUGGGGUCCGUUUUAUUUCUGUGGGGUUUUGCUAUUCUUAAUUACUUUUUAUGGAUGUUUUUUUCCUAGGGGAAGAAGGACGGGCUGUUAGGGGGGCUGUUUUAUAGCUGUCGAGGGAGACGAGUGUCAUGGAGGGCUGCGAUUCAUUAGCUCUGUGCUCUGCCACGGCGGCCCGCAUCGCUAUUAAAUGAAUGCACUUUGUGAAUCUUAAAGUUUAUAACUAGGGCCAAUGUAAUUAAGGACUCGAUGUGGCGAUUAAUUAAUUGAUUUUAUAAAUGUGACUGUGAAAAUACCCUUAAAAGGAAAUUUCGAGCAAAAACAGCGCUCAUGUGAUAUCGCACUUGCUAAUUCUGAAACUUUAACUUGAUUUCUUUGUCUGUAUGUAAGUUUCCCUGUUAACUGAGUAGGCUUGUGGAGAAGUCAAACACAGUAAGCUGGAAAUGAAAAUGAAAGAAAGAUAUAGCUGUUUAUAUACAGUAAUACAUAUACAAUAGUCUACGUAUAAUGCAUGCCGCUACUGAGCUGCAGACGCCUUAAUACUACAUGCUAUCUGCGAAACACAAAUAUAGCCUAUUAUAUAUAUAAAUAUAUAUAUAUAUAUGUAUAUAUCAUUAUGUAUGUGUAAUAAAAUGUUCCUCCCUUGUGUGUGUGUGUGUAAUUUAUGUCAUGGAGACCAAAUGUCCCCACCAGUCAUUUUUGACAAUGUUUUGGUCCCUAUGAGUAAAAAAGUAUUAUAAACCA